AUGUCGCAAAGUCAUGCACUCUCGGAUGAUCAGGUCGCGGGAGAGCUCCGCAAGAUGACGGCGUUCAUCCGGCAGGAAGCCCUCGAGAAAGCGCGGGAGAUCCAGCUGAAGGCCGAUGAGGAAUUUGCGAUUGAGAAGUCCAAGCUUGUGCGCCAGGAGACCGCCGCCAUCGACACCCUCUACGAGAAGAAGUUCAAGCAGGCCUCCAUGUCCCAGCAGAUCACCCGCUCGACUCUUGCCAACCGGACACGUCUCCGUGUGCUUGGUGGUCGUCAGGAGCUUCUGGAUGACCUCUUCCAGCAGGCUCGUGAGAAGGUCUCGACCGUCGCCGCCAACGACAAGAAGAAGUACCAGACUAUGCUGCAGGGGCUGGUCCUCGAGGGCCUGUACUACCUGAAUGAGGACAAAGUCGCUAUCCGCUCGCGCAAGAAGGAUUUCGACAUCGUGAAGAAGGCCAUGGAGGAGGCUGCCAAGGAUUUCAAGAAGAACGUCGGCAGAGAGGUUCAGGUCGAUCUGGACGAGUCAGAGCCUCUGCCGGAGGGAUCUGCGGGUGGUGUCGCGAUUGUCGGUGGUCAGGGCAAGAUCGAGAUCAACAACACCUUCGAGGAGCGCCUGCGACUGUUGGAGAUCGAUGCUCUCCCCGCUGUUCGAGAGUCUCUGUUUGGAAAGAACGUGAACCGGCGAUUUUAUGACUAG
Messenger RNA from Penicillium maclennaniae, 696 nucleotides. RefSeq names its product H(+)-transporting V1 sector ATPase subunit E. Bases 1 to 696 code for a protein of 231 amino acids. The record is from RefSeq and is a predicted model, not a curated record. Lineage: Eukaryota; Fungi; Ascomycota; Eurotiomycetes; Eurotiales; Aspergillaceae. Gene Ontology annotation, cellular component: proton-transporting two-sector ATPase complex, catalytic domain. Gene Ontology annotation, biological process: proton transmembrane transport. The transcript has 3 exons. Gene Ontology annotation, molecular function: proton-transporting ATPase activity, rotational mechanism.